AUGGGGAAAGAAAUCUUCAACAAGGAUCCAAUUUUCCCUCAUUCAAACAAGAAAGAACCAGCUGUCUGCUCAAAGUUGGUAGAGCUGACUCCCCCUGUACUUGCUGCCCUGGCUGACCCUAAGUCGGCUAAGCCGACUUCAGCGUCAGCUGAGCCGAUUUUCUUAGGCCUAGGUGCCAUCGGGGUAUCUCCAGUUGAUUCGGUUCCCAUUGUUGUUGAUAUGGUCCCUGCUGGUGUUGAGAAGCUUUCUAGAGGGAGGGACCUUGCUGGUUUUGAGUCACUAGAGGAGGCUUUGUUCCCAUUUCUCUAG
Miscanthus lutarioriparius is the source of this 309-nucleotide messenger RNA. The record is from the annotation of a GenBank genome assembly. Lineage: Eukaryota; Viridiplantae; Streptophyta; Magnoliopsida; Poales; Poaceae.